Messenger RNA from Brettanomyces bruxellensis, 1383 nucleotides. RefSeq lists its product as uncharacterized. Lineage: Eukaryota; Fungi; Ascomycota; Pichiomycetes; Pichiales; Pichiaceae. The record is from RefSeq and is a predicted model, not a curated record. The transcript has a single exon. Bases 1 to 1383 code for a protein of 460 amino acids.
AUGUUCCUAAAUGGGGUAAGAAAAUGCCUCAGCAAACAUUCAAAGAUUCAAGAGAGGGUAAGGUGGAUUGGAGAUGAGAUCAAAAGCAAAAAGAAGAUCAUCAAGGUUGAAGAGAAAGAGAACAUUUUAAAAGAGAAACUAGAAAUGUUAAGGGAGGAUGCUUUUUUAUUAGAUCCAAACAAUAAGGAAAUAGAAGUACCCUCAAACUUGAGAUCGUCAGAUGAACCAAGCACAGAAAAAAUUGAAGAAAUAAAGCAGAAGAUGACGGAGGCCAUAAAGAAGUAUCCCAAGCAGGAAACAGCGGAAUACCAAAGGGCGAAAUCAAUUGCCAAGAUGCCAAGUUACGCAGAUAAGCAGAGUAGGAAUUUGGCAGCACAAAGACCUUGGAAUGGUAAGGAAAGUCCCUAUGAGAUAAUGUCAAGAUUGAAGCAAGAAUCCAUCAAGAUCAAAAAGGUAGGCAGAUUAGAGGAAAAUUCAAUGGGAUCCAAAAGUAAGUUGAAUCGACUUGACAAUGCCAGAGAGAAGGUUUUAGAUUAUAGAUUAUCGAAACAUAUUGAAAUAGAUUCCGAAGAGGAAAGGAAGAAGAAAGAACGUAAAGAAUGGAGGGAAAUGUAUAAAGAGAGACUACUUGGGCCUACUGUGUUGAUCAGUGAUACUUUUACAGGGGUUGAUAACACAAUUAAGUCAUUGGCAGAUCAAAGGAUAAUGGAGGCACAGAGAAGAGGUGAUUUUAAAAACAUACAUAGGGGAAAACCUUUUGAAAAAGGGUUCACGGCAAAUAGUGCAUAUAUCGACAGAACAGGGUAUCAUCUCAACAAAAUCAUGAAAGGACAGGAUGCUAUUCCCCCGUGGAUUGAGACCCAGGGAUCGGUGCAGAACGAAAUUGAGCAAUUUCGUAAUGAAUUGGACAGACGGUGGUCGUUAAGAGCAGUGUUAUUAAUCAAGAAAUUAUAUCCAAAAGCCGAUGAUAUCCAGCUACUUAAAUUGGCAGGGAAACUUGCAUCGGAUACUUCAUUUAAAAGCAAAGAAUGGGAAGAAGAGCAGAAGAAUGGAAGCCUCAGAUUUGAAGUUAAUAAGCUCAAUGAUCGAAUACGAGGAUAUAAUUUGCAGGCACCAUCAUCAUCUCAGAAAAUAUAUCUUGAUGCGGACAAGGAAUUGGUACAGUGCUACAACCGGGUGAAUCCAAGACUAUCAGAUGUAAUGAAACAAUACGGAAUAAAAAAGGACAAUCGUGAAGAGUCUAUAGACAAUAAAAAACAAGGCAGACUGUUCCAAAGUAUAUUUAGUGGCGGUCCUGAAAUACCACAGUAUACAAAGAUACCCCAAAUAAAGAUGGAUUCUCUUAGCAGUACAUUUUUGAAGAUGUUUAAGCGGCAUAAAUAG